AAUUGUGACACCUCCCUCUCUGUGUCUCUCUCUUCUGCCUGUGCAAUAACUAUCGAAGUUCGUUUUCUUCACCAGAACAUCUCCACAGUGCUGCCCUUCAGGUUGCACAAGCGCGGCCUUUGCGACGGCAUCUCUUUGGGUCGGGAUUGAUCACUUGUGUCGGCUAUAGAUUGCACCACUAUGGACAAGCCGGAAACAAUGCAUAACGAGAAGACCGAACGUUCUGUCGGACAUUUGUCUGAUGACGAAGCCAUAACAAUCACGGUCAACAACUCGCAACUGACGCGACAAGUUCUAUGGAAGUUGGAUGUUAGGCUUCUACCCAUUCUUGCGCUGCUUUUCCUUUGCUCCUUUAUCGACAGGACCAAUGUCGGAAAUGCAAAAAUCCUUGGACUUGAGAAGGAUAUUCAUAUCAACGACAAUCAAUACGCAAUCGGAUUGUGCAUCUUCUAUGCCACAUACAUAGCAAGUGAACUCCCGAGCAAUCUAGUGAUUAAGAAGGUCACUCCUAAGAUAUGGUUACCUAUUCUCACAAUAGUAUGGGGUGCUCUCACAAUGUGCCUGGGCUUCGUGAAAGGGUUCGGAUCUUUCACAGCAGUGCGUGCACUGCUUGGUGUAGCCGAGGGAGGCCUUCUGCCCGGAAUGGUCCUGUAUCUCUCACAGUUCUACCAACGCACCGAGUUUGCCCUCCGCAUUGGUAUCUUCUACACAGCUGCCUCUCUAUCAGGUGCCUUCGGGGGUCUCCUCGCCCGCGGUCUUAACUCCAUCGGACCAGCAGGAGGACUCGAAGGCUGGCGCUGGAUUUUCAUUGUGGAAGGUCUCAUUACUGUUGCCGUCGGUGUUUUGAGCUACUUUGGCCUUCCCAACUCCAUUGAGACAGCCAAAUUCCUCACUGCCGAACAGAGAGCUCAUGCCAGAAACCGCCUCGAAGAAGCCUCCCGCGCCCACGAGCCUUUCGACUGGGCCGAAGUUCGCCGUGGCAUUUUCAACCUGCAAGUGUGGCUCUCAGCAUGCGCCUACUUUUGCAUCCUGUGUGGCCUGUACUCUUUUGGCCUCUUCCUCCCCACGAUCAUCAACAAUCUGAAAUUUGCUUCUAAUCCCAACCAAGCCCAACUCUGGACUGUCAUCCCAUACGCCGUCGCCGCAGUCCUAACCGUCCUCGUCGCCAUCCUCUCCGACAAGCUUGCCCUCCGAGGGCCCCUCAUGCUCGUCACAUUGCCCAUCGCCAUAAUAGGUUAUGGCGUGAUGUCGUAUUCAACGAACCCGAAGGUCCAGUAUGGAAUGACCUUCAUGAUGGCGACGGGAAUGUACGCAAGCGUUCCUUGCAUCCUGUCCUGGAACUCGAACAAUUCCGCUGGCCAUUAUAAGCGCGCUACGACUAGUGGCUUGCAACUAGCAAUUGCGAAUUGUGGUGGCUUUGUAGCCAGCUUCACCUAUAAGAAAAAGGAGGCGCCAAACUUCCAUAAGAGCCAUACCAUCAUGUUGGGAUUGCUUUGUGCGGCUUGGCUUCUAGUCGCAGCAAACGUUGCUUGGUGCUGGAAGAUCAACCGCGACAAGGCUAUGGGUAAAUACGCUGAGUGGGAAGGAAGGGGUGAUGAUCGCGACCCGGAAUUCAAGAUGGUUUUGUAAUGAGCUUUCAAGGCAUACGCACGC
This is a messenger RNA of Aaosphaeria arxii CBS 175.79, 1653 nucleotides long. Its product is annotated as MFS general substrate transporter. The transcript has 5 exons. The record is from RefSeq and is a predicted model, not a curated record. The coding region runs from base 181 to 1629 and encodes 482 amino acids. Lineage: Eukaryota; Fungi; Ascomycota; Dothideomycetes; Pleosporales. Gene Ontology annotation, cellular component: membrane. Gene Ontology annotation, molecular function: transmembrane transporter activity. Gene Ontology annotation, biological process: transmembrane transport.